This is a messenger RNA of Melanotaenia boesemani (Boeseman's rainbowfish), 2433 nucleotides long. RefSeq names its product zinc finger protein 135-like. Gene Ontology annotation, molecular function: DNA-binding transcription factor activity, RNA polymerase II-specific; RNA polymerase II cis-regulatory region sequence-specific DNA binding. The record is from RefSeq and is a predicted model, not a curated record. Gene Ontology annotation, cellular component: nucleus. The transcript has 2 exons. The coding region runs from base 308 to 1174 and encodes 288 amino acids. Lineage: Eukaryota; Metazoa; Chordata; Actinopteri; Atheriniformes; Melanotaeniidae. Gene Ontology annotation, biological process: regulation of transcription by RNA polymerase II.
AGCUGAAUUAGCAUCAAUAAGAUAUUUAAAACUUGCGCCAUUUCUCCGAUGAAGAAUACUGCGUCAGGCGGGUUAUUGUUGCCGUGGUGACGGCGGUAGUCACGUGGUUUCCGGUGAAGGAAAAAUAGGGAGCUUCGUGUCCGAAUCGCUAAGAGAAUGAGUGCACUACGUAGUGUACUAUGUAGUGCAGCCCUAUGCCGUGAACGAGGGGUCAGGGAGUAGGGUGCACAUUCGGACACAGCCUUUGUUUUAGUUUAACGGCUACAGACGGAGCGGAGAGCUGCUGGACCUUCAGACAAGAACCAGAAUGGAGGAGCAGAACCAGGACCAGAACCCCACCAACAGGAACAAAGCUGGAUCAUCCUCUGAUACCACAGGGCGGCAGACACAUGGAGACCAAAGGAGACCUAAACAUAACGGUGGUCGAGACAGUAAGAAAGUCUUCAUCGGUGCAUCACAACCAAAGCGAUGUCGGAGAAGUCACACUGGAGAGAAACCAUACACCUGUGAUCAGUGUGGAGCAGCUUUUAUUCAGUCUGAUACUUUAAAAAGACACCAACGUAUUCACACUGGAGAGAAACCAUACACCUGCGAUCAGUGUGGAGCAGCUUUCUGUUAUCCAAGUCAUUUAAAAAGUCACCAACGUAUUCACACUGGAGAGAAACCAUAUAGAUGUGAUCAGUGUGGCGCCGCUUUUAGGCAGUCGGAUAGUUUAAAAAGUCACCAACGCAUUCACACUGGAGAGAAACCAUACAAGUGUGAUCAGUGUGGGGCAGCUUUCGGUCACUCAAGUCAUUUACAAAGUCACCAACGUAUUCACACUGGAGAGAAACUAUACUUGUGUGAUCAGUGUGGAGCAGCUUUUACUGAGUCUGGCACAUUAAAAAAACACCAACGUAUUCACACUGGAGAGAAACCGUACAGGUGUGAGCAGUGUGGAGCAGCUUUUACUGAGUCUGGUGCUUUAAAAAAACACCAACGUAGUCACACUGGAGAGAAACCGUACAAGUGUGAUCAGUGUGGGGCAGCUUUCAGUCAUUCAGGUCAUUUACAAAGACACCAGCGUAUUCACACUGGAGAGAAACCGUACAGGUGUUAUCUGUGUGGGGCAGCUUUUAAUGAAUCUGGUGCUUUAAAAAAACACCAACGUAUUCACACUGGAGAGAAACCUUAAAUGUGCCAGGAGGGUGGGGCAACUUUCAGUCAUUCAGGCAAUUAGAAAAACAAACAUAAUUAUACUAAAUUUUGUGGGAAAAAUUUUGUGGAAAAUUUUUCAAGUACAUCAACAAAGGUAUCACUAAAACCUGGUACACACAUAAGGAUUUUUUUUAAUCUUAUGAGAUUUUUUUAUCUUGUCGAGACCUCACAUGUGAAAAUAAAAAAAUCAGGCAUUUAACCAUUUUGAUCAUACUGUGUGUGGCGGCGCCAAUAAUCUAAUCACAGAGCAACACACACAUAAUGAUGCUGUCCCGCAACUGAUCUACAAUCUAGUCCUCUGAGCCGGACAUCUCGCGUGACCAAACAUGUUCUAACAAAACUGUAGAAAAAGAACCAUAACAACAACCGGCAAAACCAUUAAGAAGAAGAAGAAACAUAGCAACUGGAAAACACAACACACAGCAUGGAAGAGGAUAUAUAGGACGCGGGAAUGAUGGUGGUCUUGGGACUAUUGUUAACAGAAAAAGCCAGAACUGAAGAAAAAUAACAGACUGGAGACGGCGUGAACACAGACUUUAUAUCCGUCCUUGUUCCCCAACCAGCUCGCUCUCUGACUGGCUACAGUCCGGCCCACAUCACCAUCCACACAGUCACAAUUUACAAGUCGUCGACUUUCCUCACACAUAUAAAGAUAUCGGGUCGUAAAUAUAGACCAUGUUCAAUAUUUCUAAUUCUAGGCUACGACCCGUUUCGGAGACAAUUAUCGGGACAAAUCUGCUCGUAACACACCUCAGACCAAAUGAUAAUUGUCCAGAAAAAUCUUAUAAGACUCAUGAUAAUCGGGCAUUUGCCAGCCUUGGUGGGCAAGAGGCAAAAUCGGGACAAAAACAGCCCUAUAAUCUUUAUGUGUGUACCAGGCUUAAGAAUACCUAUGAGAUGAAAUAAAACAAUAUUUUGCAUAUCUGCAAACUUUUGGCAAACGGGAGGGGGAUUUGCAGCCGCGCUUGUAAAUGUUUAGUAAAGUUAUGAAUUUUAGUAAUGGACAGACGACUUCCCCCUAAAGAGAAACUGAUCUGCAGCUGCUCUGUAUCAUAUGUGAAGUGACGGUCACAACAUGAUUUAUCCUACGAGUUUGAAUUAAAUAGUACUGUAUAUCUGUGUACUUUGUUAGUCAUCACAGAGUAAGUUUCUACCACCUCUGGUUGUCAUGGUGACCACAGUGUUUUUGUCAGCAUGAAAACAUUAACAUGUUUCUCCAAGUUCUACAAAUAAAUA